Messenger RNA from Wyeomyia smithii (pitcher-plant mosquito), 468 nucleotides. Its product is annotated as epithelial splicing regulatory protein 2-like. Bases 1 to 468 code for a protein of 155 amino acids. The transcript has 2 exons. The record is from RefSeq and is a predicted model, not a curated record. NCBI's taxonomy places the organism in Eukaryota, Metazoa, Arthropoda, Insecta, Diptera, Culicidae.
AUGGACGGUAACCCGGGGUUGCCCUACAUAUUGGUGACAGCGGUGGGAUGUUGGGCGGCAGAUGGUGCGCCCCAGCUGGGGCAGCGCUACAUCGAAGUGUUUCAGUGUUCCGGCGACGACAUGAAUAUGGUCCUGAACGGAGGAUUCCAGCAGCCGUCGAGUAUUUCGAAACCGCCGCUACUGUCACCCGGCGGAACCAUCGUCGGCAGCCCAUUCGGUGGCUUUAGCCCCUUCGGACACCCACAGGCGACAGUUUUACCUCCGCGGGCCCAUCCUGCCGCGGCCUACUAUCUGCAGCCGAUUCUGUACUGGGGUUACCCAAGUCCACCGGUAUCGCCAACCACGUACUACGGAGCCCCUGCCCCAGCUGGGGCGCACCAUCUGCCGCCCAACAUCCCACCGCUGUCACCAAUAUGUAGGGAAACCCCGGGUUACCCUACCAGGAAUUGUGAUAUCUUCGGAAGUUAA